Vitis riparia (riverbank grape) is the source of this 1116-nucleotide messenger RNA. RefSeq names its product protein YLS3-like. Bases 117 to 689 code for a protein of 190 amino acids. The transcript has 3 exons. The record is from RefSeq and is a predicted model, not a curated record. NCBI's taxonomy places the organism in Eukaryota, Viridiplantae, Streptophyta, Magnoliopsida, Vitales, Vitaceae.
AAAAAAAACAAAAAAGAAAAAGGAAAAAGGAACGAAGGCAUAAAAAGAAUGGAUCAUCCACCAUAGGUAUCUCUUUUUCUCUGUUUUUCUCUGAGGCACACAUCAAACACCUUGGGAUGGCUUCAAAAUAUGUGAGAAUUCUGGGGUUGUUAGACUUGUUGGUGAUGAUGCUGCUCAUGUCUGCGAGCGCAGACUUCGCCAAGGAUAGGCAGGAGUGCGCAGACCAGCUGGUUGGCCUCGCUACUUGUCUUCCUUAUGUACAGGGUGAAGGGAAGGCCCCCACUCUUGACUGCUGUACUGGGCUCAAACAGGUUCUGCAGAAGAGCAAAAAGUGCCUAUGCGUACUGAUCAAGGAUCGGGACGACCCGAAUCUUGGCUUCAAGAUCAAUACUACGCUUGCUCUUAGCCUUCCCACCGCCUGCAAUACACCGGCCAACAUGUCUGAGUGUCCUGCUCUUCUGCAACUCCCAGCAGGCUCACCUGAUGCUAAGAUAUUCGAGGAGUCCGGGAACAGCACAGCUACAACCAAAAGCACCCCAGUUGCAAGCGCUAAGGCCAACUCGACUAGCAGUGGAUCGAGCUCUGAGAUGAAGAGUGGUGGCUGGCGGAGGAGGAGAUGGGUGGGAGUAGAACUGGUUUUUGGGCUUCUCUUCGUGAUUGUUUCUCACCUCCUGCUUAGUUCGCUUUGAUGUUUACAGGCAAAACAUGUCCACACAGUCACCUUUACUAUCUUGAUAAGCUUCAUACCCUGUCGCAUACUUAUUCUAUGAUCGGUUUCUCUCUUGCUUUCAUUUGUUCCAUACCAAUUCAAAAUGACCACAUCCCUAACAUGGAAGAGCUACCAUCAUUAGUUUAUUGAAAAUAUCUCUUUUGAUGAAGAUCACAAUCUAAAGUAAGAAGAUGAGUCUUCUUUUUUGCAGUGGGUGGGGCGGCUGGGAAUCUGGGAUUGGGUGUUUAUCUAGUAUGGAGGUAAGAAAUAGUGAAAAUUUAUACCAUGAGUCUUCCUUUUUGCAAUGGGUCGGCCCAGCUCGGAUUGUGUGUUUAUGCUGUACUGAGGUAAGAAAUAGUGAAAAUCUAUUCAGUGUGAAUACAAUCUUUCUAAUAAUUGUGUUUAAA